Phasianus colchicus (ring-necked pheasant) is the source of this 3158-nucleotide messenger RNA. RefSeq names its product transmembrane protein 119 (gene TMEM119). Lineage: Eukaryota; Metazoa; Chordata; Aves; Galliformes; Phasianidae. Gene Ontology annotation, cellular component: plasma membrane. Gene Ontology annotation, biological process: positive regulation of osteoblast differentiation; ossification; positive regulation of bone mineralization. The record is from RefSeq and is a predicted model, not a curated record.
UGCCACAGCAAAGAGCAAACCCAACGGAGCAAAUUACAAGCAGAGCAAGGCCGAAAUUUCCCAAAUUGCUGGUUGGGCUCGGGGCUGUGCUGAGCCGAGCCCUGUGGGCCCCCACCUUUCAUCUGCCCCAAAUUACACAGCACAGCCCGGGCGGUGCUGCCCUGCCCAGUCCCCAAAAACAGCAUCGUAAUGGUCGGUGGAUGCUGGCAGAGGGGCCACCCCAAAUUGUGUUCUUUGCAGACAGGGACAGUGGUUCAGUGCUCCCCGGUGCUGCUUUAUUCGAAAUCUCAUCGCGGCCCCAUGAUCUUUGAGACAAGGAAUGGGGACACAUGGCACGUAUGCGGGGCCCUGGCUCCAUCCCAGGCUCUCCGCUCCCUUUUAGGAUUUUCAGAUAAUUUAAGGUCGGGAUAAGCAGCAGCUGUGAGCAGCCGGCGGGCUGCAGGCAGACGGACUGAUGCGUUAUUUCUGGGAGCAGGGGGGUGACGCCGGGUGAAACCUGAACUGUCGGGGAUGGAAAUGGGGACAGGGACAGGAACGGAGACGCCCACCCUCAUCCCCCACCCUGCGGUCCCAAAGCAGUGGCUUCUUAGGGGGAUUCUGGCAGGGUCCCCAGGGAGGCGGGAUGCAAAUAGCAAGGGGAUGAGGUCACUGCUUGAGUUCCUUGGGCUGCAACGGAGGGGAUGAGGGGCUGAGAGGGUGGGAUGGGUGAUGCCCUCAUUCUGGAGCUGUUUCUGCACCUCAAGGCCACACUGAGAGCCACCAAAAGUGUCAGGGAAUUAAGCCCCAAACCCUCCCCAUCCCUGUCCCUGUCUUGGUCUCCAUCCCCAUCCUUACCCCUAUGGAUCUCAGGGUGACACCACCCAGCUCUCCCUACGCUGGGGACAUUGCUCUGCCAUGGGAUGAUGGGAGCUGUGUGAGUCUGGCCUCCAGGGAAAGACCAAAGCUGAAAGGGGGUGGCAGAAAGGACAUCCUUGGUGUGCCUGGUGGCAGACAGGGUGGAUGGGGUGUAUGGGUGAAUGGGCUGGAGGUGAUGGAGGGGGUGAAUGAGGUGGAUGGGAUGGGGGGAUGAAUGGGAUGGGACUGAUGGGGUGGAUGGGAUGGAUAGGAUGGAUGGGGCAUGUGAGCAGUGCCCUGUAUAUAGUUUUGAUCCCCUUUGUCCCAGGGCAGAUGCAUGAUCAUGCUUUACAGGAUCAUGUGUCCUGAGCCCACAUCAUGGCAAGGCUUAGGUUUACAGGGAUGGGAUCCAGCCCCAGGUUGGGUUGCAGCCAAAGGGAACUGCGUGGGGGCAAAGCUCACAUCUUGGGGCUGCACAAAGCCCUGAAGGAACCACGCUGUUACCUCCAUCCCUUGCUACAACCCCCUCCUCACACCCCCUUUCCCCACUUGCAUCCCAAAAAGGAGUGCGGGGAAGGUGACCCCCUUCAUUGAGCAGCCCCCAGCCCGGGGCCGCCCCACUGGGAGGGAGCCAUAGUGGGCUGGGGGCCGCCUGUCCCUCUCCAGCCUCCCCCUGCUCCCUCCCCAACACGGCCCUAAUGAGAACAAGCUGGUCUGCUGCGCACACAGCCAGUGAGCUCAGGGCUACAGCGGGUGAAGGAGGAGGAGGAAGAGAAGGAGGAGGAGGAGGAGGGAACAGGACCAGGGCUCGGUGCAGACAGGCAGAGGAGCGCGGGACAGACACGCAGUGCCGGGCGAUGGCGGUGCAGCUGCCCGCGUGCCUUCUGUUGGUGUUUCUGGUGGCCCUAGUGCACUCGGCAGCCCCACGGCACGUGGCUGUGUUCCACGAGCCCAGUGUUGGCAGUGGGGAUGGAGAGGAAGCCUCUGCUGUGCCCCCCGCCCAACCCGUGACGCCGGGAAGCGGCCCCACAGUGGGGGACGCAGUGGGGACAGCCAUCACCAACAGCUCGGCGCCGGGCAACGUCUUGGAUGGGUUGGUGGAUUUCUUCAAGGAGUACAUGCUGCUGGUGGUGGUGGUGGGUUCGUUGGCCUUCGUCUUGCUCUUCAUCAUCUGCGCCGCCGUCAUCGUGCGGCAGAAGCACAAGGCCUCAGCCUACUAUCCGUCCUCCUUCCCCAAAAAGAAGUACGUGGACCAACGGGAUAAGACCGGAGGGCCUCGGGACUUCAGCGAGGUGCCUGAGAAAGCUCCAGACCCCGACGCUGAGGAGCCCCUGGACUGUGGCCGACAGCUGCAGGCUGACAUCUUGGCUGCAGCCCAGAACCUCAAAUCUCCCAAUAAAGUGCCGUUGACCAAUGGGGCCGGUGCCCAGGGAGAGCACGAGGGUGGGGUGGAAGAAGGCAGCGAGCAUCCCAUUGAGCCCCAUCCCCUGAAUCAAGAUGCUGAAGGAGUGGGGUCAGAGGCAACGAGCGCAGAGGGCAAGGAGGCCCAAGAUGGCUCUCCCAGCACCUAGUGCCAACCAUGGACUAGGAGCCGGGCUCCUGGCGGCCCUGCUCACCUCCCACCUGAACGUGGAGGCUCGAGGAAGCCCCGAUGAAGCCCCACUCCCCUUCCUUUACCUCCCCCUGACCCCACGCAGCCACGAGAGGCCAUUUUUGAGCUGCACUUCGGGCUGUUGUGGAGCUCAGUGCAGCUAAACCCAUCGCUUGUGCUCUCUCCAUGGGUGCUUUCCUUGGAUCUCCCCAAAAAAUAAAGAGAAAAACCCAGGCUGGGUCUCCCCACCGUCCUUGCACAGCUUUCUCGCAGAUGUUAUUUUUGCUCAUUAUCGCAUCCUGGCCCCCACCCAGGCAACGGGACGUGGAGGAGCCAUGACCCAUGACUUCAUGACCUACUGGUAGUUCAGACCUUCUAUGGUGGCCUGGAAACAUUGCAGACCCCUUGGAUCAGGGAGGGGGAUUUGCUGCUCCCAUCCCACUCUUCCAACACUCCCCCUUCCCUCCUCCUCCCCCCCAUUCCCCCGCAGUGCUUUGUGGAGACUGGAGGCAUUUUGGACUUGUUUUGGUGAGAAAAAGAAGGGAAAACCUUAGCCAACCUUAGCAGGAGGGAAGAGGAUGCAGUGACAAUGCCCCCAUCCUUUUGUUUGUAUGCCCUGAAUGUCACAGACCCGUCGGAAAGCACAGUGAACGGAGCUCAGAGAGGAGCUGGAGUUUUGCCUUAUUUUCUUAACCCCCUUUGCUACGAAUAAAGACAUUUACUAUGCACAUUU